UUGUCUAAAAAAUUAUAAAUAUUUUAAAUAUUAAUAUUUAAUUUGUGUGGAAAUCGACUGGCCUUAAGCCCAGCUAAAAAUAGCAGCAAUGGCAGCACAGAAGGCCACGCCAGUGAACGAUCUCGCGAGGCUCCCCCCCGAGCUGCUGGAGUGCCUUGUCCUCAUGCUCGACCUGCCCUCCAUGGGAGCGCUGGCCUCAACCUGCAAGUUUCUCAAUGAGUUCAUCACAAGUGAAGAACUGCUCAUCAAGCUGCUGCGCAGAGACCCUCAGAUAAGCAGAGACGCAGCAGAGAUGAUCACAGAGCUGACCAGACCCUGGCGGUGGUGGGAGCGAGCGGCCAUCUCUGCCACCAAGCCUAUAGGGAGGAACCUCCUGCAGGGGGGCAGCGCUGAGCACCUCCCGGGGCACGAGGACGCCCCGCGGGGGCAACAUGGCAGGGAUGCGCUCCAUGAAAUCCCCCACUGGGAGAUAUUGAACAACGGGGGCGACGGAUGGCAGGUGGAGCGACCUCCUGUAGGGUGCGACCCCCUCCCUGAUGACCCCCACAUUGUGGGGGGUGGCUGCUACGUCACAUCCUACGACAGCUGCUCCAAGGAGCAGGAGGUGGUCCUGGGGCAGGCCUGCGGGCUCCCCAACUUUGUCAGGGACAUCCGACCCGUCAUCAAAGUCUCUGAAUGGGUGGCAGGACGCCACGACUGCGACAGCUCCUACAGCCUGACGGUGCAGCUCCUCUCCUGCCGCAGGAAGAAGGUCGCUCAGUGGCACCACACCGUGGCCCUGGGGCCCUCACACACUGGCACCCAGUGGGUCAAGGUGGAGCACGAGUUCCGGGACUACGGACGGAGCGUUUGUUCCGUCCGGUUCCGGCACGGCGGAAAGGACCAGCGAUUCUGGNUCUUCGCUUAUAACAAUCAAUUUAAAUUGUGGAGCACGAGUUCCGGGACUACGGACGGAGCGUUUGUUCCGUCCGGUUCCGGCACGGCGGAAAGGACCAGCGAUUCUGGUCCGGGUGGUACGGACCGAAGAUGA
Messenger RNA from Hyalella azteca, 1030 nucleotides. Its product is annotated as F-box only protein 44-like. Gene Ontology annotation, cellular component: cytoplasm; SCF ubiquitin ligase complex. The transcript has 8 exons. Bases 89 to 1030 code for a protein of 313 amino acids. NCBI's taxonomy places the organism in Eukaryota, Metazoa, Arthropoda, Malacostraca, Amphipoda, Hyalellidae. The record is from RefSeq and is a predicted model, not a curated record. Gene Ontology annotation, biological process: SCF-dependent proteasomal ubiquitin-dependent protein catabolic process; glycoprotein catabolic process. Gene Ontology annotation, molecular function: protein binding; ubiquitin protein ligase activity.